Molecule: messenger RNA, 844 nt
Organism: Panicum virgatum (switchgrass)
Lineage: Eukaryota; Viridiplantae; Streptophyta; Magnoliopsida; Poales; Poaceae
Product: vesicle transport protein SFT2B-like
Exons: 6
Coding region: 45-548 (167 amino acids)
Biological process (GO): vesicle-mediated transport
Cellular component (GO): membrane
Source: RefSeq, a predicted model, not a curated record
UGCUUCGAGCGAGUCUUCGACAGACCCGACCCCCGCCACCAGCCAUGGACGCGCUCACCCGCCUCCGCCGCUCCCUGGUCGGCGGCGGCAACGAGGAGGAGGACCUGCCGGAGGACUCCAUACUGGGGGACACCGAGGACCUAUGCUCCCUCUCCCAGCUCCAGAGGAUCUACGCGUUCGCGGCGUGCUUGGUGGCCGGACUCGCCCUGAUGAUCCUGUCUUUUAUCGUCUUCGCUAGACCUAUCAAAUUCGCAGUCAUGUUUACGUUUGGAAACAUGUUGACAGUUGGGAGCACAGCCUUUGUUAUGGGGCCACAAAAACAGCUAAGGAUGAUGUUUGAUCCAGUUCGAUUGUAUGCAACUGCUAUUUAUGUUGGAUGUGUUGUUUUGGCUCUAAUCUUCGCUCUUUGGAUUCAUGACAAGCUGCUAACACUGAUUGCGAUCAUAUGUGAGAUCUGCGCCCUGUUUUGGUACAGUUUGAGCUACAUACCUUUCGCACGAAGGAUGGUUUCUGACCUGAUGGUGAAGUUAUGUGACACUGAACUUUGAGCUUGGGUGGGUUGUGCAGCAUUCGCUAGUGCCUGAAAUCAGGGAAGCCUGUGGGUGCUUGCUCAUUUACCCGUUUCCAAUGGGUAUCUUGUUUGAUUAACAAACCAAAGUUUGUUUUUUGUAUAAAUGUAUGCCAUGAUGCAAUAUUUGUAAAACCUUGGUUGCAUCUGUAAAUCGGAUUUCUGGCCUUGUACUGCAGCAAAACAAUCUGCUUGUGAGUUGUGACAGUGUAACAUACAUUUCGACCUCCUUGAUUGCUGCUUCAAUUUGGAUGGACCAUGGUACUGCAAAGCUUA